Messenger RNA from Hyla sarda, 1941 nucleotides. RefSeq names its product oocyte zinc finger protein XlCOF22-like. Gene Ontology annotation, molecular function: RNA polymerase II cis-regulatory region sequence-specific DNA binding; DNA-binding transcription factor activity, RNA polymerase II-specific. Gene Ontology annotation, biological process: central nervous system development; regulation of transcription by RNA polymerase II. The record is from RefSeq and is a predicted model, not a curated record. The coding region runs from base 13 to 1878 and encodes 621 amino acids. The transcript has 4 exons. Gene Ontology annotation, cellular component: nucleus. NCBI's taxonomy places the organism in Eukaryota, Metazoa, Chordata, Amphibia, Anura, Hylidae.
GUCUAUUUCUCCAUGGAGGAGUGGGAGUAUGUAGAAGGACACAAGGAUCAGUACAAGGAUCAGGUCAUGAUGGAGGAUCAGCAGCCCCUCACAUCAGCAGUCAGAUCCAGUAAGAGAACAGCACCAGAGAGGUGUCCCCGUCCUCUUCUUCCACAGGAUGAUCAGGGUGAAGAUCCGAACAAUAUUAAUGCUCCAGACACAGUUGUGAGCGGUGAUGAACAGUAUAAGGAGGACAUUCCUACAAGGAAAGAUCUGAACAAUAUUAAUGCUACAGGCAUAAAGGAAGAAGAAGAGACAGAUGUGAGCAGUGAUGAGCAGUAUAAGGAGGACAUUCCAGCAGGAAAAGAUCUGAAUAAUAUUAAUGCUACAGAUAUGAAGGAAGAAGAAGAGACAGAUGUGAGCGGUGAUGAGCAGUAUAAGGAGGACAUUCCUACAGGGAAAGAUUUGAUCCAUAUUAAUGCUACAGACAUAAAGGAAGAAGAAGAGACAGAUGUGAGCGGUGAUGAGCAGUAUAUGGAGGACAUUCCUACAGGUAACCACCCAGAUUCUUGUACCAGGAGAUCAGAGGAGAAUCUUAUAUCUUCAGAUUAUAAAGCAGAUGAUGAUAUCACACAAGAUACAUAUGAAGAACAUUCCAUUAUCCCAGAUACACCCUCAGCCCUUCACAGCCAAGAUCUGUCAUCUCAUCCUUAUAUACAGGUCCUGUCUUCUCAGUCAUCACAGGAUGUUCAGCAAAUUAAAAGUCAUCAAAGAGAUCAUACAGGAAAGAAACCAUAUUCAUGCUCAGUAUGUGGGAAAUGUUUUACUGACAAAUCACAUCUUCUUAGACAUCAAAUAACUCACACAGGAGAGAAGCCAUUUUCAUGUUCAGAAUGUAGAAAGUGUUUUACUGACAAAUCAAGUCUUCGUAGACAUCAAAGAACUCACACAGGGGAAUUUUCAUGUUUAAAAUGUGGGAAAUGUUUUACUCGGAAAUCAACUUUUCUUCAGCAUCAAAGAAUUCACACAGGGGAUAAUCCAUAUUCAUGCUCAGAAUGCGGGAAAUGUUUUAUUAAGAAAUCACAUCUUGUUCAACAUAAAAGAACUCACACAGGGGAGAAGCCAUUUUCAUGUUCAGUAUGUGGAAAAUGUUUUAAUGACAAAUCAAUUCUUGUUCAACAUCAAAGAACUCACACAGGGGAAAAGCCAUUUUCAUGUUCAGAAUGUGGGAAAUGUUUUACUUCAAAAUCAGGUGUUACUCGACAUGAAAGAAUUCACACAGCGGAGAAACUAUUUUCAUGUUCAGAAUGUGAGAAAUGUUUUACUAAUGAAUCAGGUCUUGUUGUACAUCAAAGAACUCACACAGGGGUGAAGCCAUUUUCAUGUUCAGAAUGUGAGAAAUGUUUUACUAAUGAAUCAGGUCUUGUUGUACAUCAAAGAACUCACACAGGGGUGAAGCCAUUUUCAUGUUCAGAAUGUGGAAAAUGUUUUCCUGGGAAAAAAAAUCUUGUUCAACAUCAAAGCACUCACAGGGCGGACAAGCUAUUUUCAUGUUCAGAAUGUGAGAAAAGUUUUACUAAUAAAACAGGUCUUGUUGUACAUCAAAGAACUCACACAGGGGAGAAGCCAUUUUUAUGUUCAGAAUGUGGGAAAUGUUUUACUUGGAAAUCAGAUGUUACUCGACAUCAAAGAACUCACACAGGGGAGAGACCAUAUUCAUGUUCAGAAUGUAGAAAGUGUUUUCCUGACAAAUCAAGUCUUCUUAGACAUCAAAGAACUCACACAGGGGAGAAGCCAUUUUCAUGUUUAGAAUGUGGUAAAUGUUUUACUCGGAAAUCAGACCUUGUUGUACAUCAAAGAACUCACACAGGGGAGAAGCCAAUUCAGAGCAAUAAAUGAUGCAGAUAACACAUCUAUAUAUUAACCAUGUACAUAGGAUAUCUGACAUUUAUACAUAUAUCA